Molecule: messenger RNA, 1011 nt
Organism: Rhodofomes roseus
Lineage: Eukaryota; Fungi; Basidiomycota; Agaricomycetes; Polyporales; Fomitopsidaceae
Product: aromatic compound dioxygenase
Exons: 8
Coding region: 1-1011 (336 amino acids)
Biological process (GO): catechol-containing compound metabolic process
Molecular function (GO): catechol 1,2-dioxygenase activity; ferric iron binding
Source: RefSeq, a predicted model, not a curated record
AUGUCCGAAGCCAACGUAGGAGACCAGGCAGUUCCCAAUGGGAUGCCUGCACCGCCGUUCUUCUUGCCGUAUCCUGACCGGCCGGAGCUCAUUACGGAAAACCUCAUGAAGCUCGUGGAGCUGACCCCGGAUCCGCGCCACAGGUUCCUCAUCGGGAACCUCAUCAAACACUUGCACCAAUUCGUGAACGAGACGAGCCUUUCGACGGAUGAAUGGAUGACGGCUCUCCUGUUCCUCACACGCGUGGGCCAGACGUGCACGCCACUGCGACAGGAGUUUAUACUCCUGUCCGACACACUCGGUGUCUCCGCGCUCGUCGACGCGAUCAACAACCCGCCCGUGAGCGGCGGGACGGAGAGCAGCGUGCUCGGCCCGUUCUACACCGACGACGCGCCAGAUGUUCCUCUGGGCGAUUCGAUCGCGUCGGAAGGCAAGGGCGAUUACAUGUAUGUCGAGGGUCGCGUGCUCAGCACAGAUGGCACUCCUAUACCCGAUGCCCUCAUCGAAACUUGGGAAACCGAUGCCUUGGGCUUCUAUGAUACCCAAUACAAGGACCGCGAGAAGCCCGAUUGCCGCGGUCGUCUGCGCACAGACAAGGAGGGGCAUUAUGGAUACCGUGCAGUAGUUCCGGUUGCAUACCCCAUCCCCGGAGAUGGUCCCGUCGGAGAUAUGCUCCUUAAGCUUGGUCGGCACAACAUGCGUCCGAACCACCUACAUUUGAUUAUCGAGGCUCCGGGCUUCAACAAGCUCACGACGGCCCUCUAUCCGGUGGGCGAUGAGUGGAUGAGCAGCGACGCGGUCUUCGGCGUGAAGAAGUCGCUUGUAGUAACUCUGAAAGACGUAUACGACGACGCGGAGGCGCGCAAACGUGGAUUCCCUAAGGGCAACUCAUUCAAAUUGCUUCAGUUUGACAUCAUCUUGGUUCCCGAGGCGGAGAACCGGAUCGCUCGAGAACAAUUCGCACGCGAGCAGGCGACGAGGCUUGAGCAGCAAGGCUUCAAGCUGUCUUGA